Papilio polytes (common Mormon) is the source of this 3054-nucleotide messenger RNA. It is a transcript of the gene fwe, whose product is annotated as calcium channel flower. Lineage: Eukaryota; Metazoa; Arthropoda; Insecta; Lepidoptera; Papilionidae. Gene Ontology annotation, biological process: vesicle-mediated transport. The record is from RefSeq and is a predicted model, not a curated record. Gene Ontology annotation, cellular component: membrane. The transcript is spliced from 5 exons. Bases 53 to 631 code for a protein of 192 amino acids.
UCAUCUGACAGUUGACUUGUCAGAGCAAGGCAGUGAAUUGAUUUUUUCGAAAAUGUCGUUUGCGGACAAGAUUACUAUGCUGAUGUCGCGCCCGGGCGGCGAAAAUGUCCAAAAAGACGAUGUCCCUUGGUGGAUGCGUUACGCUGGAAGAGGCUUAGGCACUGUUGGCAGUUCAAUCGCUAUCCUGCUGGGCGUGUUCAACUGCCUGGGCCUAUUUACGCUAAACGUCCCAUGCCUGAUCGCCGGUAUCUGGCAGAUGUUGGCCGGCUUCGUGGUGAUAGUCUGUGAGGCGCCUUGCUGCUGCUUCUGCAUCGACUACGUCCAGACCCUUUCAGAUAAGAUGGAGACACGUCCGUAUUGGAACAAAGCUAUGUUCUAUGUGGGGCUGGCGCUGCCGCCGUUCUUCCUGUGCUUCCUGAGUCUUAGCACGUUGUUCGGCAGCGGCAUGAUCUUCGGCACCGGCAUCAUAUACGGCAUGAUGGCGCUCGGCAGGAAAGCGUCAGCUGAAGAGAUGAGGACGUCUGCGGCGAACUUGGAGGCGGGUCUCGGCCAGCCCAGCUCCGCGCCGCGCGCCAACCUCGUCGCCAACGAGCAGCCUGUCGCCUUCACCGGACUGCCGCUGCCCAAGUGACCGCGGUAACUAGCCCUUUCUAAUCCAAUCCAUUCUUCUUUGCAACACAAUCCAUUACUCGUUGCAACCCAAUCCAUUACUCUUUGCAACACAAUCCAUGGUCCGUAAACUCUCACUGGUCGUAACCUCAAAGUAAUUGAUGUCUCCCAAAAUGUUUAAAUAUAUAUGAUUUUAUCUUUAAAAAUAAAAUAUACUAAUUUACUACUGUGUUCCAAAUCUUAACAAUUUGUGCAUAGAUUUAAAUAAUAAACUUUAAUAUGGCCACUCUGACAAUGUCAAUUAUUUGACAAAAUUAUUAAAAAUUAAACUUAUUACAUCUUGGUAAUUUUAAACAUAUGAAAAGUAAUGUAUUUUACCAACAAAAAUAUAUUCUGAUGUAAAAUGGCUAUUAAAUAAAUGGCAACCUCCAUUAGUGUUGCAAUUGUUUAAAAAUAUACAAUUUGAUAUUUUUUAAUCCCGCUCGUAGAUAGUAAAAAUUAUUUAAUAUGUUUUUUUUCUAAUGUAAAUGAAAUAUUUAUGCAAUUAUAUAAUUAAUUAAUUAUAGGUAAAGGUAGCAUAGAUGUUAUAGAAUAUUGAAUUAAGAUUGUUACCGAUAACCUCAGUGUAGCUAAAAAUGGAUGAAAUAUUACAAAGUUAUAAAAAUAAUACUAUAUAAACGUAAUUAUUCAUAUAUAUAGUAAUUUGUUAAAAAUAACGUAAAACUAUCGUAGAUUUUUUUUUUGUAAUAUUUUAUCUGUGCGAAAAAUAAAUGUAAAAAAGGAACAGUGGGUUCUUAUUAAGAACAAAAACUGGUCAUAGACUAUACAGCCUAUGUAAUGCUUUUUUUUAAUAUAUAUUGUUAAUGUCUUAGCAUUUUGGUUAAAUUAUAUGAUCAGUACCGUUCUUCAGACAUAUCUAUUUGUUAAAGUUUAUGGUUGUAAUUACGUUUCAAUAAUAAACACCAGGUUGCAUUAACAUAAUUUUAACAUAAUUACUAGAAUGUUGUAGAAUGUUGUAACCAACUGUAGCGAAUUAAAUCCAAGGAUUUUUCUUAAAAGAUACUAAAUGAUUUUCCCCCGGUUUUUAACCUACAAGACGAACCUAACCUAAAAAUCGAAUUAAGAUUUUAGGUUAGGAUAAGUACUUUCUAGAAUGAUUUGGUUACUACAUAAUAUACAUAAUAAACUUUAUGAAAUAACCUAAUUUCAUUUUACGUCCAUAUAUUUUUAUAAUGUUUUGAUUAAAUAAUUUUUGUUUGAUUAUUUACGCGUUAAUUUUGCUAAGUAAUUUUUUUUAGAUAAAAUCCUUCCUUUGUAAUGCUUUAUACGUUAAUAUUGUGAUAUUUAUUUUGACGUAUCCCUUAUUUUUAUCAAGUACUACGAAAGAUAUUUUACAUUUGUAUUUAUUUAGCUAAUAAAUAGAUGUUUUUAAAGUCUUUCUUGACUUAUAUGAUUUUUUUUAUAUACUGGAAAGAUUUUAAAUAAUGAAGAAAUUAAAAGAUAGCAUCUGAAAUGUUUCGAUUCGUGCAUUUUAAAUAAAUUUCCAGUAAUAUAGAGAUAUUUUAAGUUAGAUAUAAAUCAUUCCAAAUUGUACUGAAAAUGGGUCUCAAUAUAUUAUUUCCGUAUUAACAUAUACCAUGUUUUCUUUGUAUUCAUUUGAUAUUGAACAAGUACUACCUCAAAAUUUUUCAUAACCUCUUUGUAGUACAUGUAAAAAUAUAUAAAAACGGACGUAUUAGUGUCCUGUUUAUCACGAAAUAAUAUAAUAAAAAUUCCAGUUUUAAACGUUUAAAUUUUUCGAAUUAAAGAUUGCGAUGUUAUAUAAAAUAUUAGAAGCUGAUGGUAUAAGUAUUAUAUAUAAAAGACCCUAGUCUUUAGGUAACUUUAUUUCUAGUUUUUAAUAUUUGCUCAUACACGGCCAAUGUGGGUGUGAUUUUUUUUAUAUGUCGCCAGUAUAUCGAUUUAUUUCGAUAACUGGCCACAUUGUGCGAUUGAGUAGUGCUUCCGGUGAAUUAUUUUCGCAUUUUUUUUAAUUGCUAUCAUUAAUUAUGAUACUAUAUUUAUUGAAUUUUAUAUUCUGUAUAUAUUUCAGGUAAAAGCCUAAAGUUUUUUUUAUUAUUUUUUAAUCUAUAUUUAAAUAUGAAUAGAAUUGAAAAGUUCUAUAGUCAAUAUCGAUAAUGUAGACUUACAUUGAAAUAUUUUUCCGAUUUUUUAUUUGCAAAAUGAAAUCUGCUUUGUUAGAGCAUUGUCUGUGUCACUCAUAAUGUUUUUAAGCGGUUUAAGCUGCGAUGGUUGGAAAUCUUGAAUUAAGAUAGAUCUCGUUGUCUGAAUGCUGCUUAACAUCGUAUACAUAGUUAUGUGUAGUCUAAGUGGUUAUAAUGUUGUUUCUUGUCGAUAAUGUUACUGUUUAGAAUGGCAUAUCUGUAAUAAAUGUGUGUAUAUUGA